This is a messenger RNA of Lates calcarifer (barramundi perch), 14789 nucleotides long. It is a transcript of the gene hspg2, whose product is annotated as heparan sulfate proteoglycan 2. The record is from RefSeq and is a predicted model, not a curated record. NCBI's taxonomy places the organism in Eukaryota, Metazoa, Chordata, Actinopteri, Centropomidae. Gene Ontology annotation, molecular function: protein binding; calcium ion binding.
GAUUACAGAUAAAACAUUAUAAAGCUGUAGUCAAAGGCAUAAGUAAAUUUUGAGUACAUACGCUUAUGAUGUAACAGUUGGAAACAGGACUUGCUUGUAAUGGAGUAUUUUUACAUCAUGGUAUUACUACUUUUACGCAAGAAGAGGCUCAGAAUAACUGGUUACUUUGCAGGAGAAACUAUUGCAUAAGAUUGGCAUAAUGUAGAAUAUCAUGCUCUGCAGCGUACACAUGCAUCAGAAAUUAUAACGCAAUAAUGUAAAAUAUCUCAAUACUUCUGCCACUACUGCAAUUAGCUGAGUAUUUAGUACCACAGGUGGACUUAACGUCCGUGUGCGGUGAAUAUAGUUGUACUACAAUAGUAUUUUCUCAGGGGUCGACGCAUGUGAGGAGUGUGUGGUCAUGUAAAGAGCUAACAUGGGUCUACUAGGUGGCGUCUCCCCACAGUGGGAUUAGCUGUCUUCUCUUUCAGCACUCCCUGAAUUCCACUCCGCCUUUUACUUUUUCGGCUGCGCUCCCUCUCUCUCACUCACUCUCUCUGCACAGGACUUCCCAGUGACUUUGCAAGACUGCAUUUAGCCCACAACCCAAAGUCCCAAGUUUCGGAGUGCAACUGGAGAAGAAGAAGCAAGUCUGGAGACCCUUCGAGUCGAUAUUUUGCGUCCCCUCCGCGAAAAACUAGCGCGAAAAAGGAUCCGGUUUACCUGUUGAUGAAGUCCCACCGGGUGUGGGACGCAGAGGAGCAGUCUGGUUUCUUCGCGGAGAAUAAAAGUCCGAAAAAGGUGCAGGCAACACACCACUCCAGUGGCCAGGAGGAGUGAAGGACCUCGGUUUUUCCUUUUUCCCCAGCAUUUGCAGCCUGUGCUGGGUUGGUGGAAAAUGGGCACUCCGACCACUUCGAUCUAUGGACUUAUCCUCUCGUUGAUACUCACAUGCCAACUGGUUUCUGUGACUCAGGCCUCCAAGGUGUGGGGAGAGGUCCCUGUGCCAGAGGACUUGGAGGCGGAGAAAGAUGUCCCAGCGUCUCACAGCUUACUGGAUGAUGACGAGGACUUUGCAGCUGAUGAAGCUUCAGGAGAUCUGCCCAGUGGAGAGGAUGAUGGAAGCACACCGUGGCCUCCAGUCACUGAGACCACAACACACUGGCUGGACUCCUCGCAUAUGGGAAACAUACAGAGCCCAGUCGAACCAGACUACAUUUAUUACAGAGCUCUCGUCAACUUCACCGACUCCCUCGUCUACAGCCCUGAGCUCGAGGACAUCUUCUCUCCAGCUUUUAAUGAGAUCUCUGAAGCAGUGGUGGACACGUUGGAGUCGGAGUACAACAGGAUUCCAGGUGUCCAGACAGUCAGCGUGGUCCUCAUUAAGAAGGUGAUAAGAGAUGAUGGCGUGGAUGUAUUUGUGGAGCUGGACGUGGGUUCAGACUACAACACCAAUGACGAACAGAUCCGCAGCGUGCUGUACAGUGUGGUGAAGGAGGGAGCCAUUGCUUCCUACGUAACAUCAGUCCAGGGCUUUCAGUUCAGAAGGCUUGGGGAAGCUCAACCUUUGCCUCCCGUGGACCCUAUAGCGGUGCCAGUAACCCCCAGCAUCAGACCCUGCAUGCCAGAUGAGCACAGGUGUGGUGAUGGGACAUGUAUCCUGAUGGAAUACCUGUGUGACAAUAGACCAGACUGCAGAGACAUGAGUGAUGAGAUCAACUGUGAUGUAAAACUGCCACCCCCGCCAGUCUUCACCACCACUCCCACCACAACCACCACCACCAAGAAGCCCCCACGGCCUCCCGGCCCACCCGGACCCUGUAGAGCAGACCAAGCCACAUGCCAGAGUGGAGAGUGUAUCCCUCGAGACUACAUCUGUGACGGAGAGAGGGACUGCUCAGACGGAAGUGACGAGUUCAGAUGUGGUACUCCAUCUCCCUGUGAACCCAAUGAGUUCAAGUGUAAAAAUGGUCGCUGUGCCCUCAAGCUUUGGCGUUGUGAUGGAGACAAUGACUGUGAGGAUAACUCAGAUGAAACAGACUGCCCCACCAAGGGUCCUGGUGACAGGUGUGCUCCUGAGCAGUUCGAAUGCCUGAGCGAUCGCACCUGCAUCCCAGCCAGUUACCAGUGUGAUGAAGAGCCAGACUGCCCUGACCGCUCCGAUGAGUAUGGCUGCACCCCUCCCUCUGUGACAAGCCCACCGGAAGAGUCCAUUCAGGCAGCACGGGGGGCGACAGUGACGUUCACCUGUCAGGCUGUUGGAGUGCCAACACCCAUUAUCACCUGGAGACUCAACUGGGGACACAUUCCUGUCAGCGGCAGGAUCUCCAUGACCAGUGAGAAUGGCCGCGGCACCCUCACCAUUCGUGACGUAAAGGAGGCAGAUCAGGGAGCCUACACCUGUGAGGCCAUCAAUGCUAAAGGCCUGGUGUUUGGUAUCCCUGACGGAGUGCUAACUCUCACAUCAAAUCCCAACCCAGGCAACUGUCCUGAUGGUCACUUCAGUGUGGAUGGCAGUUGUGUGUCCUGCUUCUGUGCUGGAAUCACCAAGAACUGCAAGAGCACUGGCCGCUACCGCAACCAGAUCAGCCUGCGUUUCACUGAGGAGGAAGACUUCAAAGGAGUGAAUGUCACAUACCCAUCCAGGCCAGGUACUCCUCCUCUCUCCUCCACUCAGCUCCUCAUUAACCCUGAAAUGGAAGAGUUUCAGCUCGUCGACCUAUCACGCCGUUUCCUCAACCUUGACUCUUUCUGGACUUUGCCUCGCCAGUUUCUGGGCAACAAGAUUGACUCCUACGGAGGAUCCCUAAAGUUCAAGGUGCGGUACACAUUGGCCCGCGGUCUGUCUGAGCCUGUGGAGAAGCCGGAUGUUAUACUGGUUGGAAAUGGCCGCCGACUUGUGUACCGCAGAGGCAGUGGCACUCCUGCCGUAGUGGUCAACCAGAAAGAGAUCAAAUUCACUGAAGAUAAAUGGCAGCACUCCAAUGGCCGCCCUGUGACCCGGGAGGAGCUCAUGAUGACACUGGCCAACUUGGACAGUAUUAAUGUGCGCACCAUCUACGACAACCACAUGGUCAGCGUGGCACUUAGUGACAUUGUCAUGGAUACCACCACUGUGGAGUUCAGCAUUCUGGGUCAUGCUAAGGACGUUGAAGAGUGCAGAUGUCCUCCUGGAUAUUCCGGCCUUUCCUGUGAGAUGUGUUCCUCUGGUUUUGAGCGUGUCCCUGGUGGCUCCUAUCUUGGCACCUGCGCUGGUUGUAACUGUAAUGGACAUGCCAGAGCCUGUGAUCCGAUCAGUGGACACUGUCUGAGCUGCCAGCACAACACAGAGGGUCCUCAGUGUGACAAGUGUCGCCCUGGUUACUUUGGUGACCCGAGUCGAGGUCGCCCCGAUGACUGUAAGCCCUGCCCCUGCCCUUACUCUGAGACCUCACGCCGGUUUUCUGACACCUGCUUCCUGGAUGUUGACCAGCAGCCAACAUGUGAUGCCUGCAGACCGGGCUACACAGGAAGACGCUGUGAAAAGUGUGCCCCUGGUUACCAGGGUAACCCCCUUCUGCCUAAUGGAAGAUGUUCUCCUAACCAAAGCUCCAAGUGUGAUAACAGAGGAACCCUCAGCUCCAGCAGCAGACCAUGCAGCUGCAAGAACAACGUGGCAGGCGCUCUGUGUGACGAGUGUAAGCCUGGAUUCUUCCAUCUGUCAGAGGCCAACCCUGAGGGCUGUCUGCGUUGUUUCUGUAUGGGCGUCACCAAACAGUGUGCCAGCUCCACUUGGAAUAGAGAUCAGGUGCGAGGAGGGGUGAAUGGGCAGCUCUUCUCCCUCUCCAACAGCGCCAACACUAGAACUAUCUCUGAAGGCAUCUCCCAGAGGGGCUUCUCUGAAGUUGUCUACCGCUCCUUCUCCAGUGUCCCCAAAGACACCUACUACUGGGUCCUGCCUGGGAGCUUUAGAGGAGAUAAGGUGACAGCCUAUGGCGGGGAGCUUCGCUACACAGUGCAGUUUUCACCGUAUCAGCGCUCACUGAUGAUUGUCGGUCAGCCAGAUGUGGUUCUCCAGGGCAAUGGCAUCUCCUUGGAACACUACUCCCAGACUAGGCCCCUCCCUCGUGUCCCACAAACUGUCACUGUGACCUUCAGAGAGUCUGCGUGGCGUCGCGCUGAUGGACAGCCAUGUACUCGUGAGCACCUCCUGAUGGCUCUGGCUGACGUUACUGCCUUCAUGAUCAGGGCCAGCUAUGCAGACAACAUGGACGAGAGCAGUAUCUCAGACAUCAAGAUGGACAUUGCUGUUCCUCACUCCACUGGUAAUGAGCGUGCUCUGGAGGUGGAAGAGUGUGCCUGCCCUCAGGGAUACAGAGGACCUUCUUGCCAGGAGUGUGAUGAAGGUUACACACGGACCAGCUCUGGCCUUUACCUGGGCACUUGUGAGAGGUGCGACUGCAAUGGUCAUGCUAGCAGCUGUGACCCAGAGACCGGCAGGUGUCUGCAAUGUCUCCAUAACACUGCCGGCCCAAGGUGUGAACGAUGUCAGACUGGUUUCUAUGGAAACCCUUUAACAGGUGGUGCUCAGGCCUGCCAGCCCUGCCCCUGUCCUGGAACUACAUCCAGCAACCAAUUCUCCCCAACCUGUUAUCUCGAGGCUGAUGGUCAGCCGACCUGUGACAGCUGUCCCCCGGGAUACACUGGCCGACGCUGUGAAAGAUGUGCAGCAGGAUACACUGGCAACCCACAGCGUGGGCAGAGAUGUACUGUUGGCAACAAUAAUGUCAAUGGUAACUGCUAUAACUGUGACCAAAGAGGAAGCGAAAGCUGCAACGGUGGCGUAUGCCAGUGCAAGAUGAAUGUUGAAGGCUCAUCAUGCUCCAGCUGUAAGCCUGGAACCUUCAAUCUUAGCAAGGCUAACAAAGAUGGCUGCCUGUCCUGUUUCUGUAUGGGCGUCACUCAGCAGUGCUCCAGCUCCACUUACUACAGAGAUCAGGUGUCCUCAGUCUUCUCUCCAGGGAAUUUCCAGGGAUUUGCUCUGGUGAACCGUCAGCGCACCAACCGCAUCACCACUGGUUUCACAGUGGAGGUUUCCACUGAAGGCACUCAGCUGUCCUACAGCAACUUUGACUACCUGGGACAGGAGCCUCAUUAUUGGCAGCUUCCAGGGGUCUACCAGGGAGACAAGAAAGAUUCUUUCUUUUCUCGUAUGAAACGAGCAGAACAGAGUGACUCGCACUUACCAGAGGAGCAGCUAAGGAAGGAUGUUUCCAUUUGGAACCUAAUGGCUUCAGAACGUAAAGACACCCACAGAUCCAAAAGAGCUAGCCAGGGUGAUGUCAGACAGCUGGAUGCAGAGGUCUGGGCACUUCUUUCUAACUUCUCCAAUGGACGAGCUGGUUCCCCUCCAUUCUUUCCCCCCUCCUUCUCUAAAUCCUCCUCCUCUUUCUCUUCCUCCUCCUCCUCCUCCUCUUCUUCUCGGGUCCCAACUUCCUCUUCUUCCUCUUCAUCCUCUCGAUGGUCUUUGCGUAACCUGAGCCCCCCUUCUCUUCCAUCUGGUAUCUCCUCUUCAGUGAGGCCAACCAGACCUCAACCCUACUCCCCAGGCCACUCUCCCCAUCUGCAGAGUAAGAACACAGUGAGCAAGACCUCUGCUAGUGCUUCUACGGAGAGCAGCAAGUACGCUCUGGUCUACAAAGGUUUCAGCUUGCAUCAAGAUGAUCUGCUCUACUGGCAGCUCCCAAUGCAGUUCACAGGGGAUAAGGUGGGUUCUUAUGGUGGUAAGCUCAAAUACACCAUCACCUAUGUGGCUGAUCAUAGAGGAUUGGAAAGCGGUGAUCCUGAAGUGCAGAUUAUUGGUAACGACAUCACUCUGGUAGCUGGAAUGUCCUGGAAGAGGAGGCUGGAUAGCAGCAGAAAAAAAGAGCAGUUUGAGGUUAUCUUCAGAGAGGAAAACUGGCGUCGUCCUGAUGGCAUGCCUGCAACCCGUGAGCACCUGAUGAUGGUUUUGGCUGAUCUGGAUGAUAUCCUUAUCCGUGCAUCCUACGCCACUGAUAUGCGAUCCUCCAGUAUCUCUGAUGUCAGCAUGGAAGUCGCAGUGCCCAACUACAGUGGCUUUGCCCAAGCCCUCGAGGUAGAGGAGUGUCGUUGCCCACCUGGAUACCAGGGACUCUCUUGCCAGGACUGUGCCCCAGGAUACACUCGCACUGGGGGAGGUUUAUACCUGGGUCAUUGUGAGCUCUGUGAAUGUAAUGGCCACUCUGACUCCUGCCACCCAGAGACUGGCGUCUGCACGAGCUGCCAGCAUAACACUCAGGGUGGGCUCUGUGAGCAGUGCGCCCCUGGCUUCUUUGGCGACCCCACUGUUGGCACUCCAGAGGACUGCCAGCCCUGCGCCUGCCCUCACACUGACCCUGACAACCAGUUCUCCCCUACUUGUGAGAGCCUUGGAAAUGGAGGCUACCAGUGCACUGCCUGUCAGCCUGGUUACACUGGCCAGUACUGUGAGCGUUGUGCUCCUGGAUAUGUUGGCAACCCACAGGAGAGAGAGAAGUGUCGUCCAUAUGAUGGCACGGCUGCAGCUUCCCUGGUGGUGAAGGUUUAUCCAGAGAGGGUCCUGGCAUCCCAGGGUGGCCCUGUCACUCUGCGGUGUCAGGUGUCUGGCUCUCCUCCGCACUAUUUCCACUGGUCCAGAGUGGAUGGACGGCCCAUCUCCAGCAGUGCUGACAGACGCAGACAGGGAGCAGAGCUGUACUUCCCCAGUGUCCAGCCGAGUGAUGCCGGCAUCUACGUCUGUACCUGCCGGGACCAGCGCAGCACCAACAGGAGCCGUGCUGAAAUAGUUGUCACAAGUGCCCCGUCCAAAGCCAUUGAGGUGACAGUUGAGGAGCCCAAAGCCCAGACUGUCAGGGUGGGGUCUACUGUCAGCUUCAUCUGUACUGCGAAGAGCAAGUCACCAGCCUACACCCUGGUGUGGACUCGAAUGGGUAAUGGGAAGCUUCCCAACCGUGCCAUGGACUUCAACGGCAUCCUGACAAUUCAGAACGUCCAGCCUGAGGAUGCAGGUGUCUACGUUUGCACGGGCUCCAACAUGUUUGCCAUGGAUGAAGGCAGUGCCAUCCUCUACGUGCCAGAGGCCUCACAGACUCAGAUGUUUUACACAGCCUAUGAAAUGUUUGAAGGACACAGAAAGCCUGGAGAGGCAGCUCAGCCUGUGGCCAGCAUUACUCCCUCAGUGCUGAAUGUCCAGCAAGGCCAGCGGGCAGAGUUUCGCUGCACAGUCACGGGGAACCCAACCCCUGCCAUCGAAUGGAUUGGAGGUCCAGGGAACAGAAUGAGUCCCAGAGCGGUGAUACGAGGUGGCAUACUGACCUUCUCAGCAGUGGACCCAGCUGAUGAGGGAGAAUACACCUGCAAGGCCCUGAACACUCAUGGCGAGCACACAGCACGGGUUUCCCUCUUUGUACAAAAAUCUAACCCAAGUGGCCUAGGCACUCAGCCCCAAGUCCAAGUCAGUCCCCAAAAUAUUGAAGUCCAUGAGGGUGACACCUUGAGGUUGUACUGCCGUGCAUCAGGAUCGCCCACCCCGAAGCUCACCUGGCUGAAAAAUGGAGGACAGAUCCCUCCACAGGCCAUUCCCUCUCACGGUUUCCAUCAGUUUAAAAGCAACAGUCUCGAUGUGUUACAGAGACGUAUUGAGGAGCUGCAGGCCCGCAUGGACCGCACCGACAUCGGCACCCUGCUGAUCCCCAACAUCAAGAUGUCCGACUCAGGCACUUACAUGUGUGUUGGCAGCAACAGAAUUGGCUCAAAUAGUGCUCCAAUUAAAGUGACAGUGCUCAAAGCGGACCAUAUUUCAUCAUCAGUGGUCAGCAUCCAGCCGUCUAUAGCUGAUGUCCAGGAGGGCCAGAGUCUGGAGCUCAACUGUUUUGCUCCUGGAAAUCCUCCUCCCCAAGUCACCUGGACGAGAGCCAGCGGACGCCUCUCCUCAAACCAUGAGGUUCUGGGCAGUCAGCUGCGUAUCCUGUCAGCCACUCCAGAGGACUCAGGAGAGUAUAUCUGCCGGGUGCAGGGCAACACUGGAAACCCAGGAACUCAUAUCCACCAGGCCUCUGUCUCUGUGUCUGUCACCUCGUCUUCUUCACGUCUUCAGAGUCCAAUCAUCGCCAUUGAGCCCCACAGUGCUGCAGUGCGUGUGGGGGAGUCAGCUAGCUUCAGGUGCAGGGUGUACAGUGGAGCCCAGCCUGUCAGACUGGAGUGGAAACUGGCCAGCAACCAGCCGCUGCCAGAUAACGUCAAAGUUAGCCCCGAUGGCUCUGUUAUUACCAUUACCAACGCUCGCCCUAUCAACCAUGGUGCCUACCGCUGUGUGGCAAGCAACCCAUUUGGCAUCACUCACACCAUUGUGUCUCUAAUUGUCAAAGAGUCUCCUGUGGCCACUGUCACUCCCGUUGGACCUGUGCGGGUAAGGGUCGGCGAACCAAUUAACCUGGAAUGCCAGGCAUCAGGAGAGCCACGUCCUUCAGUGUCAUGGCACAGGCUGGACAGCAACCGCAAGACCAUGCUGAGCAGCCCUGUGCCCAUGGAGUCUAAUGCAGUCAUGCAGAUUCUUGUGGCACGUCCAGAGGACAGUGGCACGUAUGUGUGCACAGCUCGCAACAAUGAGGGCUCUACUGAGACCAAGGUAGAGGUUGUUGUUGAGGGAGGUUCUCAAGUUCCAUCAGUGCCUAGGGCCUCUGUUCCUGAACCUCUGAUGGUAGUGGUGGAGGGACAGACUGUAACACUGCGCUGUGAGGCCCAUGGUUUCCCCUCACCAAAAAUCACCUGGUCCAAACUGCGGUCUCCUCUACCUUGGAGACACAAGGUAGUGAACAAUAGCUUGGUGCUGCCCAACGUGGGCCGGCAAGACUCCGGAGAGUACAUCUGCAGUGCCACCAACAACAUGGGCACCACUGAAGUCACCAUCAUGCUAGAUGUAGAAACUCCUCCUUAUGCCACUUCUGUGCCCGAUGAUGUGGCUGUGCGGGUUGGAGAGGUGAUCAGGUUGCAGUGCCUGGCCCAUGGCACUCCUCCUUUGACCUACAUUUGGACCAAGCUGGAUGGAGACAUGUCCCCGAGGGCUCAGGUCAGUGGAGGGGAUCUCCAGAUUAAUCUGGCAACGGCCGAGGAUGCUGGAAGCUACAAGUGCGUGGCCAGCAACAAAGUGGGCAACAGUGAAGUGGUCGCUAAAGUCACAGUCAGAUCACCUUUGGCAGUGCGUGUGUCACCCCAGGUUGAGGUAAAGGCCCAGGGCAGUGCUGUGGAGUUUACCUGUUCAGCAGCAGGUGGUAUAGAAACCAAAAUUGAGUGGCUGAAGGAAGGAGGUGCCCUGCCACCAAACCACCACAUCAAGGAUGGAGUGCUCAGGAUUGAGAACCUUGAGCAGAGCAAUGAAGGUGUUUAUAUCUGUAGAGCAAGCAGUGUGUAUGGUCAGGCCCAGGACACUGCCAGGCUGACCAUCCAAGCUCUUCCAAAGGUGAUGAUCAAUGUGCGCACCUCAGUGCAGACUGUGAUGAUCGGGAACUCUGUGGAGUUUGAGUGCCAGGCUGUAGGCGACCCAGAGCCCACAGUCAAAUGGAGUAAAGUUGGCGGGGCUUUGCCAGCUCACAUCAUGGUGAAGGGCGGCAUGCUGAGGAUAGACCAAGUGACGGAGGCCGAUGCUGGACAGUACCGCUGUACCGCCACCAAUGAUGUGGGCUCAGUACAGUCCCAAGUGGUCCUUAACGUCCAGUCUCUUCCUCAAAUCGCUGCACUGCCAGAAACUAAGGAGGUAACAGUCGGGUCUGAUGCAGUCUUGCCCUGUGUGGCCUCAGGAUAUCCUGUACCUGAGAUCAAAUGGUCCAAGCUGGGAGGAGAGCUUCCUCCUAAGUGUUUCCAAGAAGUCAACGUGCUAACAGUUCCUCACGUCACCCACGAGGAUUCUGGGACAUAUGUUUGCACAGCUUCAAACAAACAGGGCAAAGUGGAAGCCUUCACUACGCUUGAAGUUCAUGAGAGAGUGAUGCCAUACUUUGCCCAGGAACCCUUGUCCUACCUCACCCUGCCAACCAUCAAAAACGCCUACAAGGCUUUCAGCAUUAAGAUCAACUUCAGACCUGAUAAUGUUGAUGGUCUCAUAUUGUACGCUGGUAUGAUCCUCUACAAUGGGCAAAGGAGGACCACAGGAGCUGACUUUAUCUCUCUGGGACUUGUGGGCGGUCGCUUGGAGUUCAGGUUUGACGUGGGCUCCGGCAUGGCCACUAUACGUGACCCCAACCCCAUCAAACUGGGAGAGUUUCACACCGUUGAGCUGUAUCGCAACCACACCCUGGGCUAUAUCAUCGUAGACGGAGGAGAGCCCAUCAAUGGCAGCUCACAGGGGAAGUUCCAGGGCCUGGACCUGAAUGAGGAGCUGCAUGUGGGUGGUUACCCUAACUACACAGUCCUCGCCAAAACUGCUGGCAUUAAAACCGGGUUUGUUGGCUGUAUCCGUCAACUGGUCAUCCAGGGUGAGGAAGUCAUCUUCAAAGACCUUGACCGCAGCUCCACUGGUGUCACAAACUGUCCCACCUGCAAAGAUCACCCAUGCCAGAAUGGUGGCAGAUGCGAAGACUCAGAGGCCAGUUUGUAUAAGUGCAGCUGCCCCCGAGGAUUCACUGGCAGCAACUGCCAGCACCACUCAUCCCUGCACUGUCACUCAGAGGCCUGCGGACCAGACGCCACUUGCAUCAAUCGCCCGAAUGGUCUGGGGUACGACUGCCGCUGCCAUCUUGGCAAGUUUGGAAACAAAUGCAUGGAUGGAGAACUGGUGACCACGCCACUGUUUGAUGGGGAAGAGUCAUACAUAGCCUAUCCUCCCCUGACCAACAUCCACGAUGACCUGCGCGUUGAGCUGGAGUUCAAGCCACUGGAUAGAGAUGGCCUGAUGUUCUUCUGUGGUGGAAAGAAAAUGAAGGUGGAAGAUUUUGUAGCCAUCUCCAUGGUGGAAGGACAUGUGGAGUUCAGAUAUGAACUGGGGACAGGCCAAGCAAUCCUUCUCAGUCCUGAGCCAGUCACUCUGGGUCAGUGGCACAGAGUUGUAGCUGAGCGGAACAAGAAGGCCGGCCACCUUAGCGUCGACCAAGGCCCGGUGGAGAGGAAGAUGUCUCCAGGAAAAGCCCAGGGCCUCAAUAUCCACACCCCCAUGUACCUGGGAGGAGUCCACAAUAUGGACAUCCUGCCUAAGCCCGCCAAUGUCAGCCAGAUGUUUGAGGGAUGUAUAGGAGAGGUUUCCAUCAACAACAAGAAGGUGGAUCUGUCCUACAGCUUUACAGAAAGCAGAUCUAUCCGCAAGUGUGUGGACAACAGCCCCUGCGACCGCCGGCCCUGCCUGAACGGUGGUCACUGCAUGUCGAGUGCUGAGUAUGAGUACCAGUGCCUCUGUAAGGAUGGAUUUGAAGGUGAGCGUUGUGAGGUGGUGAAGGAUGUGUGCCAGAGCAACCUUCAGUGCCAGAAUGGUGGCAGCUGUAUCGACGGUCAGUGUGUAUGUACACCGGGGCACACUGGCUUGAACUGUGAAGAAAGCCAGGUUUCCAGCUUCCCAGAGGCCCAGUGGAAUUUGGAAUCUAGCGAGGCAAAUGAUUCACCCUACCAAUAUGCAGCUCAUUUCCACAAUAAUGGAUACAUUGCCCUUCCUAAAUCCAUUUUCCCAAGGAGUGCCCAUGACUCACCAGAGACCAUCGAACUAGAGAUCAACACUAGCUCCUCUGAGGGUCUGAUCCUGUGGCAGGGAGUGGAGACCAAUGGUGUACGCAAUUUGCGAAAGGUGCAUGCUAGUAAAAAGGAACCUGGAGAACAUGGUAAAGGCAAGGACUUCAUAAGCCUUGGUUUGCAGAAUGGACACCUUGUUUUCAGUUACCAGCUGGGCAGUGGAGAGGCAGAGAUCUUGUCCCAGAGAUCCAUCAAUGAUGGGAAAUGGCACAAGAUCACAGCAGUCAGAACUGGAAAAGAUGGAUAUAUCCAGAUUGAUGGAGGAGCCGCGCUACACGGACAAUCUAAAGGCAGAAGCCUCAUGGUCAACACCAAAGGAAGUAUAUACCUUGGUGGAGCCCCAGACAUGCCUGCGAUGACAGGAGGGAAGUUUUCAACGGGAAUGACGGGCUGCGUGAGGAACCUGACGCUGAUGAACGCCCGGCCGGGACAGCAGCCAGCCCAGGCCAUCGACCUGCAAGCCCACGCAGCCCACGGCAUCAAUGUUCAGCCGUGCUCUUCAUAGACCGCAGCACACAUGCAAACACACACACACACCCACACAGACACACACAUACACACGCAGAGACUAUGGAGUGAUGUCAUACACACAGACUCACGCAGAGAGACUUAUACACAUAGAGCCUGACAAACUUGGUGCUUUGCUGCUACCAAAAAAAAAAACAAAACAAAACAAGAUGACACAACAGGAUAUGUCUCUCUGUGUGCAGUAAAACCAAAAAAGAGAGAAAAAUUUAAAUGAUAUUAACAAGUCUUCUCUUCCUCAGUGUUGUAUUCUCAAUGAAGGACUAUUAACACAGGAGAACCAGUACAGUUUACAUACUUCCAGCAGUAGUUUUAGUCAUGAGAAGAGUAAGAGUAAAACAUAUUAGGCCUUCUACGAUGGGUCAGAUCCUAUGGAGUUGGAGAUGUUUUUACAGCACUGAAUUUUUAUUUAUAUACAUAUGAAUAUAUAUAUAUUAUAUUUGUGGGGGAAAACAUGCAAACUAACCAUAACUGCUCUUCAACUUUCCUAGAGUUUAUUCUGGGUUCUAAUACUGUGUGUCCAGGGCUUUUUAAUAGGCCUAACUGUAUUAAUACUUGAAGACGUUUAGGCCUUCUUUCUUCACUUCUGUAGAGGAACCUUUUUUUUUGCGCGAGCAUGCUUACGGUCUUUUGGGAGAUGAGCGCACACGGUCACGGUCACAUGCAGCUUCAGUACACAACUCAGGUCGUCAAAUACAAAUUAAUAACUGCAAAUGUUACAAAUACUGCUGCUUUAACUCGGCUGAAUUUAUUUUGCUUCUCAAGUCAUUCACAGCGCCGUUGUGUCUUCUGUGUCUGUAUUUGUUCUUUUUUUAUGAAAAAGAAAGAAACCUUGGUGCUAAUGUCAGACAUGAAGAUACAGCACAUAGUCACGGUUGCCUGUUGGUCACACGUAGAUGUGUUUGUUUUUUUUAGUGAUUUGGUUACUUAGAUUAAGAAAACUCUAAAGCAGUAUACACUAGUCUCACAUUUGUUAAUAUGCAUGGCAUUUGAGGUUGAUUUUAUGACGAUAUGGCAUGGUUUGUUGCCUCCACAGCCUUAUAUGAUUGAGUAGAUCUCAAAAAAGCAAGUUUUAAGAGCUGAAAAGGGUGUAAUUUUUUAUGUGUUGAGAUAUUGUUUUAUGUGUAAAACUGCCAGUCAGGUAGAUAGAUAUCUGUAUGAACUGAGAAUGAGUGUGUAUGCUAAGUAUAUUUGUUGGUUAUGUAUGUCUCAGCCCUUUCCAUUUCUCACAGGUCACUCGCCCCAAUGUGGAGACAAGUGUGUGUGUGUGUGUGUGUGUGUAUAUAUGUAUGUGUGUGCGUGUGUGCAUUUGUCAUUAUCCAUAUCCUCAGGAGGGUCAACCCAGAGCUGCCUCAAGAUAUGUUACUUCAUUUUCAGGUUUGGUAGCUUUAGUGAGGAUUCAGUAAGCUAUAAAACUCCGAAGGCUCCGUGGUUCUGUAGGUUGUUUUCUCUGCAGAGGGAGAUUCAUCUGCAGCAAACAAGCAGUAGGACACAGUUCUAAUAGAAGUGUUUAGUCAUGUGGAAAUGCAGUGGAAGCCUCCUGCAAGUGCUGCGACCAGUAGUGUAGCUCUGAUAAAGCAUGCUCGCCCGCCUUUAGUCAACCACACCACAACAACACCCAUGAUGGCACGAUCACUUUGGGGUUCACAAACCUUUUUUUUCUCAUUUUUGUAAGCUUAAAAUAUUUGUAUUAAUAUCCUAAAAGUGAGCACUAUCCUUUCACUUAGAGAUGCUUCAUUUUUAUUUAUUUUAUGUUUUUUUUGUUUUGUUUUCCUUUUCCCUUUUUUCAUCGCUUUUGUUUCGAGGCUUGAUUCUGCUGUUUUAGAACAAUCACAGAAGCUUGCUAUUUUCUUUCCUCUGGUUAUUGUGUAUUGCCUCCCACAUCCCCUUGUUUCCCCCUCAUGUUUGGAUAUGGCCCCCCAGGAAGUUCUUCAUAAAUCACCCCAAUAAAGUUCCAUGAAAGGUUGAUAUGUAAUACCUGUCUGGAGCUGCCUGAUCAAAUUGUAGGAAACUGGUCUUAUUAUUCACUCAAUGAAAAAAAAAGUCUUAGGCUCCAAAUAUAAUGAAUGGGUUAUUUAUUUACACAAAAUGGUGUCAUCACGAAUAAGUGGAUUGAAAAGAGUCAACCUGUGGUCCAUGUUUGGGACACUAAAGUAGAGUAUGACAGAGAGUGUGCUCCUCAUUGGGCACCUUUUGUGUAUCUGUUCUUAAACUGGAUUUUCCUAUAUACACUGUACACUGAUGCCUGACGCAAAGUUGUCAAGAAACUGCCACUGCUUUUUGUUUUGACGCCAUUACAAAAUAUGAAAGGUGCACUUUUAGUAGAGGUGGCAAUUUUUAUUUUAAUUAAAAAAAUAAUGUUUUACUGUUUCACUUUUGAAUGGCAGAACAAAGCGAAUAACGCGGUUAAAUGAAUGAAACUGUACCAGACGAAAUAUUGUCCAUGUCAGGACGACCUGACUGUUCCAUUUCCAGUGUUGAAAAGACACUCCCCUUGCCCUUGGUGUUUCUUAAUUAAAAACAAAAUUCAUGUGCUA